AUGACGUCGUCCGGCGGCGCGGAUUACGGCGCGUCAGGCGGCGGCGGAAGCUGGGUAGCGCUCCUCCGCGCGCUUCUCGCGCAGGAGGAGGUAUUAUUCGGCCUCUUAAUCGCCGGCAGCGCGACGCAGGCCUGGUGGCAGCUCUACGGCGUGUCGCGCUCGCUCAAGGCGCUCAAAUCCGCGCGCGAAACGACCAUCGCGGAACUCAACGGGAUUCCGCCGGCGGGCGGCGGAGGCGGAGCUUCGGAGUUUCCCCGCGCGGCCGGGGGAAAGGCUGGCGGAAGCGGCGGGUGGCGGCGGUGGUUCAGGCGCGCGCCGGAGCAGGCCAGCGGGACAGGCGGGGGGGGAUUUGACGGGGCGGGGAAAGGGUCUGGGGCGGUGGGGGGAGGGCAGGGGUCAGGGAUAGAGUUGGGCUCUCCUCCAGCUGCUGGAGCUGGGCCAGGCUGCUCUCCGCUGCUUCCAGUGCAUGGCGCCAAGCAGCCAUGCGCUGUGGUGGAGCGGUCAGAUGUGAUGCUAUACUCGGAGCUGCACCCGCCUGCUGGGCUGGGUCACCUAUUCAUCCCCCUCGCCUUACCUAUCAUCCCCCUUCGCCUUAACCUAUCAUCCCCUCGCCUUGGCUAUCAUCCCCCUCGCCUUUACCUAUCAUCCCCCUCGCCUUACCUAUCAUCCCCCUCGCCUUACCUAUCAUCCCCUCGCCUUACCAUCAUCCCCCUCGCCUUACUAUCAUCCCUCAUCCUCGCCUUACCUAUCAUCCCCCUCGCUUACCUACAUCACCCCUCGCCUUACCUAUCAUCCCCCUCGCCUUACCUAUCAUCCCCCUCGCCUUGGCUAUCAUCCCCCUCGCCUUACCUAGCAUCCCCUCGCCUUACCUAUCAUCCCCUCGCCUUACCUAUAUCAUCCCCUCGCCUUACCUAUCAUCCCCUCGCCUUACCUAUCAUCCCCCUCGCCUUACCUAUCAUCCCCCUCGCCUUACCUAUCAUCCCCCUCGCCUUACCUAUCAUCCCCCUCGGCCUUACUAUCAUCCCCCUCGCCUUACCUAUCAUCCCCCUCGCCUUACCUUCCCCCUCGCAGUCGGCUAUCCUUCUCCCCACCUUCCCUGUCCCCCCCAACGCCUCACUCUCCUGCCCUCUCCCUUGCCUGCUCCAGCUGAUACCUCUGAUAUUGUCCUCGCCUCAUCUCUCCUCUUCUAUCCAUCUUCCCCGAUUUCUCCUCUCCUCCCCCCCCCCCCGCUUCAACCGUCCCUUUCUCUCUAGCAGAUACCUCACACCUGUCAGCGCCACGUGCGACAUCUCAUUGGUGGGCCUGCGGACGGACGAGAGGGUGCUGCCAAUCAAUCACGAGCUGACAGCUGUCGGCCAUGUGAGGCGAGGAUCCGACGGUCGGCCUGCCAUCUUCGCUUCGCCCAAGUUCCCCUUCUUCCUCUUUCCAGAGACCAAGGCGGGCAUGAUUCAGAAGCCGAAGCAGCGGUGGGGAGCACUGCUGGGGUGGGGAGGGCUGGGGUGCAUGUUAACGGCCAAUCUCUUAUAUUACCCCUUUCUCCCAUCUUUUUCCAGCUUCCCAGAGUCCAAGGCGGGCAUGAUGCAGAAGCUCAACCAGCGGUGGGGGUCGCUGCUUGGAUGGGGAGUGCUGCUGUCUGCUGCCGCUGCAGGCGUCAUCGGCCUUGCUGUGUGGAAGACGUACCGUUGCCCGCAGGCCAGGCGGCAGCGGCGGCAGCAGAUGGAGCAGGCAGAGCUGGAAACGAUGCUCUCUUCUGGCACUGCUGCUCUGCUCCCACCCCUUCCUCACUUCCCCCCCUCUCCAUCUCCUCUCCUCAUACACUAUCAGGACGUAUCGCCGCCGGCAAGUCAGGCGGCAGCGGCGGCAGCAGGUGGAGCAGGCAGAGCUGGAAAGGUGGAUGGCGAUUCUCCUCGAGAGGCAGCAGCAGACCGCAUCACCUCCUCCUCUCCUCCCCCUUAUUCCCAUCAGGACGUACCGGCGCCGGCAAGCCAGGCGGCAGUGGCGGCAGCAGUUGGAGCAGGCAGAGGUGGAAAGGUGGAUGGCGAUUCUCCUCGAGAGGCAGCAGCAGACCGCAUCACCUCCUCCUCUCCUCCCCCUUAUUCCCCAUCAGGACGUACCGGCGCCAGGCAAGCCAGGCGGCAGUGGCGGCAGCAGUUGGAGCAGGCAGAGCUGGAAAGGUGGAUGGCGAUUCUCCUCGAGAGGCAGCAGCAGACCGCAUCACCUCCUCCUCUCCUCCCCCUUAUUCCCCAUCAGGACGUACCGGCGCCGGCAAGCCAGGCGGCAGCGGCGGCAGCAGUUGGAGCAGGCAGAGCUGGAACGAUGGAUGGGGAUUCUCCUCGAGAGGACAGCAGCAGACAGCAGGAACAAGGAGGAAUGGGAGCAGGAGGAAGAGCAGGAGCAGCAGGAAACAGGAGCAGCAGGAACAGGGGCAGCAGGAACAGGGGGCAGGAGUAA
Closterium sp. NIES-65 is the source of this 2451-nucleotide messenger RNA. Lineage: Eukaryota; Viridiplantae; Streptophyta; Zygnematophyceae; Desmidiales; Closteriaceae. The record is from the annotation of a GenBank genome assembly.